Sphaeramia orbicularis (orbiculate cardinalfish) is the source of this 2097-nucleotide messenger RNA. RefSeq names its product necdin-like 2 (gene ndnl2). The record is from RefSeq and is a predicted model, not a curated record. Gene Ontology annotation, cellular component: nucleus. The transcript has 11 exons. The coding region runs from base 134 to 940 and encodes 268 amino acids. NCBI's taxonomy places the organism in Eukaryota, Metazoa, Chordata, Actinopteri, Kurtiformes, Apogonidae.
CGUCAUCAUAACGCGCCUUACAGCACUAGCGGGAAUUUGACAGUUAAGAAACAACAAAAAGAGUUUGGAGUGAUCACAUCCUACAGACAGCGUCUAUGGUCUUCUUUUAAGGUGUGUCUCAGACAGGGUUGUCAUGACGCAAAGGAAGAGACUAUCUAACACACAGAUCUCCUCACAGAGCAGAAGGCGCUCUGAAGUUGCAGUAGCUGAAGAAGAGGAUGGUGACUUAACCUUCACCCAGCCAAGUACAUCACAGGUCCAGAGAGGUCUGGAGAGGCUCACGUCCGCACAGGUCGACCAGAAGACAGCUGAGGUGGUGCAGUAUUUUUUGGUUAAGGACCAAAAGAAAAUUCCUGUUCGCCGUGCAGAUCUGGUGAAACAUGUGCUGAAAGACUACAGAAAUGUAUAUCCUGAGAUCAUGAAGAGAGUAACACAGAGUUUAGACCAGGUAUUUGGCCUUAAACUAGUAGAAAUAGACACCAAAAAUCACAUAUACAUACUGAUCAAUAAAUUGGAGCCAGCUGAGGGAGCCCCAUUGGACAACAGCCCAACCAAUCCAAAGAUGGGCCUGCUGUUUGUCAUCCUGAGUGUCAUUUUCAUGAAACGAGGGGCUGUCAAAGAGAACGUUAUCUGGCAUACACUCAAGAAGCUGCGCGUCGACCCUGGAGAAAAACAUGAGGAGUUUGGUGAUGUGAAGAAGUUGAUCACAGAUGAGUUUGUACGUCAAAGAUAUCUGGAGUACGUCCGAAUCCCUCACACAGACCCAAUUGAGCAUGAAUUUCGGUGGGGACAACGUGCUGACCUGGAAGUGUCAAAAGCCAAAAUUCUAGAGUUCAUGGGUGAACUUCAUAAUCAGGAACCUCAGAGCUGGACCCAGCAGUACCGAGACGCCCACUCUACCCCCAAUUCAACCCAGGCCAGCACCAGCAGCCAGAGAUAACCAGUUGUUUUAUUGCAUAUUUUAAAAUUUAUUUUAGAUGUGAGCGUUUGAAGAAGCUGCACCAUAUGCCAUUUAAAGAGUUUAUUUUUUGGUUUUUUAACAUUUUCUUCUUGUUCUCGUCGUCCAAACCUACUUUUACACUGAGAAAUAUAAAAGUACCAAAAAAAUCAAUCAAAGUUCUGGUGACAAUACUUACUAAAUACAGCUUUGGAAAUAUCAAGACCACAGGUUUCUCCUUUUGACAACUGGUUAAAAUAGUAAAAAAAUCGUUUUUAUCAGACAUAAUGCAAAGAAAGUCCACAAUUGUGUCUAAACACUACAAUAGUGAUGUUUCAACUAUGGAAGAGUUCACAAGUCAGUUUCAUUAAAUUGUUUUUAAUCAGACAUUCCAUGUGUCUUGUGUGCUCUCUCUACUGGUCUAUCACAUUUCUGUUCAGGCGCUUCAUGCCAUUCUUGUUGCAAAAAGGGCCUGUGACCAUCCAUCUUUAUCAUAUACCAGUUUCACAAAGUGAUUCUUGUCUAGAAAUCUGCAGUGGUCUCGUUCCAGAGCUGUAUAAGUAUUUUAUGUUCGGAAAUAAUAAAUUCCCAGCACACAGAAACAGCUUGUUAGGUACCAAGUUUAAUUUUUAUUACUUGGGAUUCAGUUUUAUUUUUCCAAGUUCAGAAAAUAAAAUCUUUCACAACAUCAACUAUUGCCACUGUUUUCAUUCAUUUCUCUCACAUAUGUUCAUUGGUGUACAUACCACUUUGACAUCCUAGCAGCUACGUACAGUACAACAGAGUCCAGAACAAACUGGCACAAUUGCACAUUUACAUAAAACAUUUUUACCUCAUAAAAUGUACACAUUUACUGCAGAAAAGAUGAACAUGUCUUAUUAAUGGGUGGGACUGUAUCAUUAGUCUGACUGUUAAGGGAAAAGUGCACAUAAUAGUGUCAUGUGCUGGCAUCUGUUAAAAAUGAGGAUCCCCUGAGGUAAGAUUUUCUUUUGCUGCCCCAGACAAAUCACAAACUAAUUAUAAAAUGUACUAAUAGGCUGUAGAGAAGCACAAAGGAUCUAGACCUAAAGUCAAGGUAAACCUGAUUACAACACAGCUAUAAUGAACAGGUCAAUGCACUUCAACAACUGACCACCUGUGAAAUAUUAGAAUAUAUAUAU